Cyprinus carpio (common carp) is the source of this 289-nucleotide messenger RNA. Its product is annotated as dual specificity phosphatase 29-like. The annotation marks the transcript as partial. Lineage: Eukaryota; Metazoa; Chordata; Actinopteri; Cypriniformes; Cyprinidae. The transcript has 2 exons. The record is from RefSeq and is a predicted model, not a curated record.
UUACUGUGGUGUGCUUGUAAUGGUUGAACACAGGUUUGACGUCAACAAUGACUUAUUCCCAGCUUCGGAAUUCAUCCACAAGGCCCUGAGUAACACAGGAAAUAAGUUGUUAGUGCACUGCAUGGAUGGCGUCAGCCGCUCUGCCACAUUUUUUCUGGCAUACCUGAUGAUCCACCAUGAAAUGUUGUUGGAGGAUGCCAUCGACCACGUCAUAGACAAGAGAUGGAUCAGGCCAAACAGGGACUUCUUGAAGCAGCUGAUAACCCUCAAUUCAAACCUUGUAACACAG